Ruditapes philippinarum (Manila clam) is the source of this 1010-nucleotide messenger RNA. Its product is annotated as polyglutamine-binding protein 1-like. The transcript is spliced from 7 exons. Bases 78 to 968 code for a protein of 296 amino acids. Lineage: Eukaryota; Metazoa; Mollusca; Bivalvia; Venerida; Veneridae. The record is from RefSeq and is a predicted model, not a curated record. Gene Ontology annotation, molecular function: protein binding; ribonucleoprotein complex binding. Gene Ontology annotation, cellular component: nuclear body; cytoplasm. Gene Ontology annotation, biological process: alternative mRNA splicing, via spliceosome.
AGGGAAAAAACGACGACGACAACAACAACAACUGCAUUAUUUUUUUUCUCCGGAAAAUAUAAAUUUAGAUCCCAAUAAUGCCAUUACCGCCGGCUUUAGCUGCUCGUUUGCAAAAGAGAGGUCUUCUACAGAACAGUCCAGAAAUUAAACCAGCACAAGCUACAUCGCUAAACACGCCAGGCAAUGAAGAGGUUGAAGAAGUGUUUGCAGAGGAUUAUGAUGACCCGAUGAAAGAUGAUCCAGUGUUGCCGGAACCUGCCGUGGAGACGAGAGUACAAGUUCCUGUAGAAGAGGAAGAGGAGGAAGAUUCUCUUAGAGAAGUCCCUGCCUGUCCUAACAGAUCUAAUCCAUACCAUGAAUGCAGUGAUUUCUGUAAACAAAGGUGGGGUAUGAAAGUAUGGAAUCCCACUGAGGACAUGAUACGAAAAAGAGACAGAAUGUUGCGGAAAUAUCCUUUACCGCCAGAAUGGCAAGAAAUUGCUGAUCCUGAAACAGACAGAUAUUAUUAUUGGAACAUGAACACAGAUCAGGUAUCAUGGCUGUCUCCAAUACACCCCAGAGCUGUGAUUACCCUGUCAGCAGAAAAAUUACAAGCUGUGUUACGGAAUGAUGGUUUUACAAGAGGAGAUAGUGACAGUGAGGACAGUGAAGAGGAAGGCAUGGACGUCUCUGAUAGUGAAAGUUCAUCAUCAUCAUCAUCAGACGAAGAUGAGUAUGACAGACGGCACGAGAAAGGUCGGCAAGCACACGAGAGAAACAGAGGUAGAGGUGGUAGACAACGUAAAGAUGAAAUAGAUCCUAUGGACCCAGCAUCUUACUCCGAUAUUCCAAGGGGUGGUUGGUCGGCAGGUUUAGAAAGAUCAGGUGAUGCAAAGACUGGCGUUGAUUCAACAGCUUCCGGCCCAUUGUUCCAACAGAGACCAUAUCCAAGUCCCGGUGCAGUGCUUCGUGCCAACCGAGGGAAAUGAAGGAAGAGUUCAGUUGGUUAUCUUCUUAUGACAUUAACUUUU